Messenger RNA from Cinclus cinclus, 2505 nucleotides. It is a transcript of the gene SND1, whose product is annotated as staphylococcal nuclease and tudor domain containing 1. The record is from RefSeq and is a predicted model, not a curated record. Gene Ontology annotation, molecular function: nuclease activity; RNA binding. Gene Ontology annotation, cellular component: cytosol; RISC complex; nucleus. Gene Ontology annotation, biological process: mRNA catabolic process; regulatory ncRNA-mediated gene silencing. NCBI's taxonomy places the organism in Eukaryota, Metazoa, Chordata, Aves, Passeriformes, Cinclidae. Bases 1 to 2337 code for a protein of 778 amino acids. The transcript is spliced from 19 exons.
AUGACGGAAGGGGCGUGCCCACGUGCCACCAUUGGCCGAGGCACCGGGGGACGGACCGGCGGGCGCGGCGGGAACGGCCUCCCGUUGGCCGCCGGCCGCGCAGGGGGAGGAGCCGUGCGGAGGCCUCGCCUCCCCGCCCAGGCCCCGCCCCGCGGUCCCUUCCGCGCUCGCCCCGGGCCCCGCCGCGCUCCCGCCGCUCCUGCCCGGCCCGGCCCGAUCCGGUUCCUCCGCCCGCCCGGCCCCGCUAUGGCCUCCGCGGCCAACCCCGGCCAGGGCGGUUCCGCGCCGCCACCCGUCGUCCAGCGCGGCAUCGUCAAGAUGGUGCUGUCCGGCUGUGCCAUCAUUGUGCGGGGCCAGCCCCGGGGGGGUCCCCCCCCCGAGCGCCAGAUCAACCUCAGUAACAUCCGCGCGGGCAACCUGGCUAGGCGUGCGGCUGCCAACCAGCCCGACGCCAAGGACACCCCGGACGAGCCCUGGGGCUUCCCGGCUCGAGAAUUCCUGCGGAAGAAGCUGAUUGGGAAGGAGGUGUGCUUCACUGUGGAGUACAAGACCCCACAGGGCCGGGAGUACGGCAUGGUCUACCUGGGAAAAGACACCAGUGGGGAGAACAUUGCUGAGUCCUUGGUGGCCGAAGGACUAGCUUCUCGGCGGGAGGGCAUCCGAGCCAACAAGUAUGUGCACAGCUCCCACCCCAAUCCUGAUCCCAAUCCUCAUCCCCAUCCUGAUCCUGAUCCCCAUCCUGGGCUGCUGCUAUGGGACAAGAACAGGAAGCUGAGGCCCCUCUACGACAUUCCCUACAUGUUCGAGGCCCGGGAAUUCCUGCGAAAGAAGCUCAUCGGGAAGAAGGUGAACGUUUCCGUGGAUUACAUCCGUCCUGCCAGCAACGCCACCGACACCAUCCCAGCCUUCUCGGAGCGCACCUGUGCGACCGUGUCCAUCGGGGGCAUCAACAUCGCGGAGGCGCUGGUCAGCAAGGGCCUGGCCACAGUGCUGCGUUACCGGCAGGAUGACGACCAGCGCUCGGCGCACUACGAUGAGCUGCUGGCGGCCGAGGCCCGGGCCAUCAAGAACGGGAAGGGGCUGCACAGCAAGAAGGAGGUGCCGAUCCACAGGGUCGCCGACAUCUCCGGGGACACGCAGAAGGCAAAGCAGUUCCUGCCGUUCCUGCAGCGCGCUGGCCGCUCCGAGGCCGUGGUGGAGUAUGUGUUCAGUGGCUCCCGCCUCAAACUCUUCCUGCCCAAGGAAACCUGCCUCAUCACCUUCCUGCUCGCAGGGAUCGAGUGCCCACGGGGUGCCCGGAACGUUCCAGGGCUGGCACAGGAAGGGGAGCCCUUCAGCGAGGAGGCCACACUCUUCACCAAGGAGCUCGUGAUGCAACGGGAGGUUGAGGUGGAGGUGGAGAGCAUGGACAAGGCCGGGAAUUUCAUUGGCUGGCUGCACAUCGAGGGCGUGAACCUGUCGGUGGCACUGGUGGAGCAGGCGCUGUCCCGCGUGCACUUCACGGCUGAGCGCAGCCCCUACUGCAAGGCCCUGCUGGCAGCCCAGGACGCAGCCAAGCAAAGGAAGGAGAAGGUGUGGUCACACUACGAAGAGACGCCAGUGGAGGAGGUGGUGCCAGUGCUGGAGGAGAAGGAGCGCACAGCCAACUACAAACCCGUGUUCGUCACUGAGAUCACCGACGACCUCCACUUCUACGUGCAGGAUGUGGAGACGGGCGCACAGCUGGAGAAGCUGAUGGAGAACAUGCGUGCCGAGGUGGGCGCCCACCCACCCGUGGAGGGCUCCUUCGCCCCACGCCGCGGAGACUUCUGCAUUGCCAAGUUUGUCGACGGGGAAUGGUACCGCGCCCGGGUGGAGAAGGUGGAGUCGGGUGGGAAAGUGCACAUCUUCUACAUCGACUACGGCAACAAAGAGACACUGCCCCCCACUCGCCUGGCCCCGCUGCCCCCGGCGUUCUCUCCACGGGUGCUGCCGCCCCAGGCCACCGAGUACACUUUUGCCUUCAUCCAGGUGCCGCAGGAUGAGGAGGCGCGGGCAGACGCCGUGGACAGCGUGGUCAGGGACAUCCAGAACACGCAGUGCCUGCUCAACGUGGAGCACCUGGGCCCUGGCUGCCCCCACGUCACCCUGCAGUUUGCUGACUCCAAGACCGAUGUGGGGCUGGGGCUGGUCAAGGAGGGGCUUGUGAUGGUGGAGCCCCGCAAGGAGAGGCAGUUCCAGAAAGUGAUCACUGAGUACCUGAAUGCGCAGGAGGCGGCCAAGAGCGCCCGGCUGAACCUGUGGCGUUACGGCGAUUUCCGUGCGGAUGACGCCGACGAGUUUGGCUACAGCCGCUGAGGGGCCGGGGGGGCCCUGGGGGAAUAAAAAAUCCCCCCCCCCGGGUCCCCCCCAUCCCAUCCCGGCCCCCCGUGGUGCCUUGGGGGAAGGGGCACCCUCCACCCCCCAACCCUGCCUCGGCACCCCCCACCGGCCCCCCCAAAUCCUGGCCUGUAUUUAAAACUGCAG